Molecule: messenger RNA, 1116 nt
Organism: Aspergillus udagawae
Lineage: Eukaryota; Fungi; Ascomycota; Eurotiomycetes; Eurotiales; Aspergillaceae
Product: putative RNA binding protein Rnp24
Exons: 1
Coding region: 1-1116 (371 amino acids)
Molecular function (GO): RNA binding
Source: RefSeq, a predicted model, not a curated record
AUGGCUGGCCUCGGUGAAGGUAGUCAAAAAAAGCGAAAGCUCACAGACGUUCCUGAACUUGAAAUCGAUGUGUCCGCUCCUGAGCCUCCGUCGAAAAAGGCUUUGCGUAAAGCCAAAAAGAAGAUUGCCGAGCCUACAGCAGAUUCUACAACGAAGCAAGAGGGCGCUGUGCCCAGCAAAAAGCAAGAAGACGAAGCGCCCCAAAAACGUUCAGACUACGGCAUCUGGAUUGGAAACCUGGCCUUUUCGGUGACCAAAGAUGAUUUGCGCAAGUUUCUCACAAGCAAUUGCACGUUUGCGGAUACUACAAUCACCCGUAUACAUCUGCCGAAGGGUCAGGAAAAAUUUGGAAAGGCUCAGAACAAGGGCUUCGCUUACAUCGAUCUUGCCAACGAGAAGGCUGUGAAGGAGGCAGUAGGGUUGAGCGAGCAACUUCUAGCUGGGCGCCGUGUGCUGAUUAAGGAUGCAAAGAGUUUUGACGGCAGACCAAAGAAGUCAGAGCAGGAUUCCGCGGCAACUGCGACAAAACCUCCUUCGAAACGGAUAUUUGUUGGCAAUCUCGGCUUUGAUGCUACAAAAGAAAUCAUCGAGGAACAUUUUGGACAAUGCGGUACCGUCACACAUGUACAUGUGGCAACGUUUCAGGAUAGUGGAAAAUGCAAGGGCUAUGCUUGGGUGGAGUUCGAGGAUCUUGCGGCCGCCGAAGCAGCGGUGAAGGGCUUUGUCAUGGUUGAUGAAGACGAGGAAGAUGAUGAGGGCUCCGGAGAAGAAGAGUCCGCAAAGAGCAGGAAAUCGAAGAAACACAGACAGAGGGUUUGGGUGAACCAGCUUCUUGGUCGACGAAUGCGCAUGGAGUUCGCAGAGGAUGCCACGACACGAUACAAGAAGCGGUUUGGUAAAGAUGGGGAAGGCAAGAAGAACGAUGAUUCCGUCAUUACUGAAGUGGAAGAUGGGCCUCUUGAGCAGGAGUCGACUGGAGACAGGCCGCAAGGGUCACAUCCUGAAAAGCCCAAGCGAAACAACAAGCCUGAAUACUCAAGAUACGCCAAAGAAACCGUGCAGAAGCUUAGCGGUGCUAUUGUCGAACCCCAAGGAAAGAAAAUCACUUUUGAUUGA